Messenger RNA from Cygnus olor (mute swan), 1656 nucleotides. It is a transcript of the gene SYMPK, whose product is annotated as symplekin. The annotation marks the transcript as partial. The transcript has 11 exons. The record is from RefSeq and is a predicted model, not a curated record. Gene Ontology annotation, cellular component: mRNA cleavage and polyadenylation specificity factor complex. NCBI's taxonomy places the organism in Eukaryota, Metazoa, Chordata, Aves, Anseriformes, Anatidae.
UUCUGGGGCAAAACGAUGCCCGUUUGUGUGCUGAGGUCCCUUUGUUGGGGGGAAACGGGACCCAUUUGGGUGCUGAGGUCCCUUUUUUGGGGCAAAACGACACCCGUUUGGGUGCUGAGGUCCGACCGCUUUCCCCCCUUGUUUUUGGGGAGAAACGGGACCCGUUUGGGUGCUGAGGUCCCUUUUUUGGGGCGAAACGGGACCCGUUUGGGUGCUGAGCCCCCCCCGUCCCGCAGGCUGGCGGGCGCGGGGGGCCGCAAGAAGGUGUUCCGCCUGAGCGACGUGGUGAAGCCGCUGAGCGACGUGCAGGUGGAGAAGCUGAAGCUCGGCGCCGUCACCCGCAUCCUGCGCGCCGAGCGCGCCGUCGCCUGCAGCGGGGCCGCCCAGGCUCGCGUGAAGAUCCUGGCGGCGCUGGUGACGCGCUUCGAGGUGCCGCUGCAGAGCGAGCUGCUGGCCUUCGUGCUGGAGGACGUCCGCGGGCGCCUCGACCUGGCCUUCGCGUGGCUCUUCCAGGAGUACAACGCCUACCUGAGCCGCGGGCCCCCCGGGCUGCAGCGCUACGACGAGUGCCUCAUCGGGCUCCUCUCCGGCCUCCAGGAGAAGCCCGACCAGAAGGACGGGAUUUUCACCAAGGUGGUGCUGGAGGCGCCGCUGAUCACCGAGAGCGCGCUGGAGGUGAUCCGCAAGUACUGCGAGGACGAGAGCCGGACCUACCUGGGCAUGUCCACGCUGCGCGACCUCAUCUUCAAGCGGCCGUCGCGGCAGUUCCAGUACCUGCACGUGCUGCUGGACCUCAGCUCCCACGAGAAGGACAAGGUCCGGCAGCAGGCGCUGCUGUUCAUCAAGCGCAUGUACGAGAAGGACCAGCUGCGGGACUACGUCGAGAAGUUCGCCCUCAACUACCUGCAGCUCCUGGUGCACCCCAACCCGCCCUCCGUCCUCUUCGGGGCCGACAAGGACACCGAGGUGGCGGCGCCGUGGACGGAGGAGACCAUCAAGCAGUGCCUCUACCUCUACCUGGCGCUGCUGCCCCACAACCACAAGCUGAUCCACGAGCUCGCCUCCGUCUACACCGAGGCCAUCGCCGACAUCAAGCGCACCGUGCUGCGGGUCAUCGAGCAGCCGAUCCGCGGGAUGGGGAUGAACUCGCCCGAGCUGCUGCUGCUGGUGGAGAACUGCCCCAAGGGCGCCGAGACGCUGGUGACGCGCUGCCUGCACAGCCUGACCGAUAAAGUGCCGCCCUCGCCCGAGCUGGUGAAGCGCGUCCGGGACCUGUACCACAAGCGGCUGCCGGACGUGCGCUUCCUCAUCCCCGUCCUCAACGGGCUGGAGAAGAAAGAGGUGAUCCAGGCGCUGCCCAAGCUCAUCAAGCUCAACCCCAUCGUGGUCAAGGAGGUCUUCAACCGCCUGCUGGGGACGCAGCACGGCGACGGCGCCUCGGCGGUGUCCCCGCUGAACCCGGGCGAGCUGCUGAUCGCGCUGCACAACAUCGACUCCUCCAAGUGCGACAUGAAGUCCAUCAUCAAGGCCACCAACCUGUGCUUCGCCGAGCGCAACGUGUACACGUCGGAGGUGCUGGCGGUGGUGAUGCAGCAGCUGAUGGAGCAGAGCCCGCUGCCCAUGCUGCUGAUGCGCACGGUGAUCCAGGCGCUCACC